Radiomyces spectabilis is the source of this 798-nucleotide messenger RNA. RefSeq lists its product as uncharacterized. Bases 1 to 798 code for a protein of 265 amino acids. The transcript is spliced from 3 exons. Gene Ontology annotation, biological process: regulation of transcription by RNA polymerase II. NCBI's taxonomy places the organism in Eukaryota, Fungi, Mucoromycota, Mucoromycetes, Mucorales, Radiomycetaceae. The record is from RefSeq and is a predicted model, not a curated record. Gene Ontology annotation, cellular component: nucleus. Gene Ontology annotation, molecular function: zinc ion binding; RNA polymerase II transcription regulatory region sequence-specific DNA binding; DNA-binding transcription factor activity, RNA polymerase II-specific.
AUGAUUUGCAAGUGGGCGGCUUGUUCGGCCGUUUUUCGUACGUUGGAUGAUCUCACGCCUCAUCUGUUCAAAAAGCAUCUCAACAACCGCACCAUUGAUUUCAACUGUCAUUGGGGUUCAUGUUCCGUCACCGUGGAUGGAUCGGAUGCUUUGCUUGCUCAUUUGACAAACCAUUUGGGUCAACGAUUGUUGCACGGUUGUCGAUGGGCCAAAUGUCGUGAACGCUUCGAGACCUUUCACGAUCUACGUGAUCACCUGUCAGAGGAACACGUCGGCACAGGCAGAAGCGAGUAUACUUGCGAGUGGACGGGAUGUGACCGUCAAGACAAAGUGUUUACCCAGCGGCAAAAGAUCAUGCGGCACAUCCAGACCCAUACAGGCGAUAAGCCGUUUCAAUGUACGGUUUGCAAGAAACGGUUUUCGGAAUCCAAUAUCAUGACCCAGCAUAUGCGAACGCAUACCGGUGAAAAACCAUACAAAUGCCCGGAAAAGAAUUGCAAUCGUGAAUUUUCCAUCUCGGGGGCAUUAACCAUUCACAAGCGGGUUCACUCGGGUGAAAAGCCCUUCUCAUGUAAAUACCAAGGCUGUGACAAGAAAUUUGCUGAAAGCAGUAAUUUGACAAAACACAUGCGUGUACAUACAGGCGAACGUCCUUUCCGUUGCUCUAUCAUCCCUUGCGGAAAAUCGUUUUCCAGGCCUGAUCAAGUCUCUCGUCACCUCAAGAGUCAUCAACGUCGUCAAAGACUGGCGGCCAAUUCCCAAGAGCCGACGGAAGAGACUCCGUCUUCUAAAGCUUGA